Molecule: messenger RNA, 4332 nt
Organism: Rotaria sp. Silwood1
Lineage: Eukaryota; Metazoa; Rotifera; Eurotatoria; Philodinida; Philodinidae
Source: the annotation of a GenBank genome assembly
AUGUAUAAUCCAUGUGGUCGAUAUGGAUAUUGUCGUGAUAAUUCAUAUGGUGAGUGGACAUGUGAAUGCAAAUUUUGGUGGAACGGAACAUUAUGUGAUGAACAAACAACUAGUGGAAAACAAGUUAUUGCACUUGGUUGUAUAUUAGCUUUUCUUAUGGCAGUUUUUUACGGUUUACAAAUUAUGCAUUUUGAUCUUGCAUUAAAAAAUGCUAAAAAAUCAGCUCAUAUAUCUUCAUGUUUGGUUGCUUGUUUAACAAUAAUCUUGACUGCUGUAGCACUUAUUUCAAAAUGGUCAUUAAUACAACCAAUACAUAAUGAAGUAGCUGCCAAAUAUCGUACCAAUCAAUCAAUUUAUUAUAAACCAAAUUCUUUUUGUGAUACUAUGUCUCUUCAAGAAUUCAAUGUUAUAACAUUUCCUGUUGCUUGUUUUUUAAUUCUUAUACUUAUAAUAAGAACCAAACGAACAUCAUUAGUACCCAAUCUAUGUUAUGGAUAUGGAGCACCACCAAUGCCUAUUGAUUUUCUUUCUCAUGUUGAUCGAAAAUUUGCUGCUGUUGUUUUUGCUGUAUGUGCGGAUGAAUUAUUACUUAUAAUGAUAACAGUAAUUAACGGUACUGCAGCAAAAGGUGAAGGUGUUAUUAUUACUUAUCUUCUACGUGUUCUUGAGGUAUUAAUUAUGGGUGUUCGUUAUUAUGCUCUUUUAGCCGCUGUUUAUUUAAAUACAAUUUUUGUAUUAGCAUGUGCAACAAUAUAUGCUUGGCUUGACUAUGCAAUAACGAUAAUUGAUCAAGGUAUGUGUGAAUCAGAUUUUUAUCCAACAUACGAUGAUUAUUUGAAAAAUGCAAGUACUAUUACUAAUAUGUUUGAUUAUUUUGGUACUGGUCCUAAUUUAAUUGCCAUACAAUUAUGUACAGAUAUACCAAGAUUUUUAUGUUUAGCUUAUAUUAAUGUUAAAAUACCCAUGUUAUUAAUAAGAAAAAUUUCUUUUCGAUAUAAAAAAAAUCUACCAUUAGAAAAGAGAAUGUUAAUGAAAUUAACAAGAGAACAAAGAAUAAUUAUUGGUAUAUCUGAACCAAAUUCAGUUGAAAUGCUUUAUGUUAAAAAUUUAUUUCAUUCAGCUAAUAAUCGUUCAAAAAGUCAAGCAUUAUUUGCUCGUUUAAUACCAACAAAAAUUUAUGAAUGGAGAGAUGAUUAUCGUUUUUCAACACGAAUUAUUUGUCUUUAUUCAUCAAUUUUUCUUCUUUUAUAUUUUGUUACUAUUCAAGCAUGUGUACAAGUUCUACCUUUAUUAGCAGAUCUUCAACAAGCUAUUCAAAUAAUAGCUGAUUUAAUUUCAUCAAUAUUUAUUUCUAAACCCGAGAAUACUGAUAGUGAAAAUGUAAGUUCUAAUACUUCAAAUUUUCCACUUCCAUCAUUAAUUAGACCUUAUUUAUUUGCUAUAUUUCUAACAUUAAUUAUAAUAAUUAUACAAUUAUUAGUAUUACUUGUUAAUAUUCGUAGAAAUUCAUUUCAAUCAUUUCGUGGUGAUGAUAGUGAAAUACCACGACGACAACGAUCACAUUAUGUUUCUUAUGCAGCAGGAAAUUUUCAUUUUGCUGGAUAUUUUAUUGGCUAUUUAAUAUGGGGUUAUAUGAUUAUAGCAGUAUUUUCAUUCAUAUUAUGUCUAAGUAUUGAUGCAUUUAUUACAUAUGGAAGUGUUCGAUUAAUUGAAACGAUAUUAAAAAUUGUUAUACCAAGUCUUUUAUUUGUAUUUUUUAAACAAUAUCUUAACAAAAUUCUUGCACAAUAUAUAUUUUUACAACAUUAUGGAGAAGUUCUCGCAUUAAAUAAUCGUCGUUGCUUAAUGAUCUUUAUUUAUUUUAAUUUUUUUCUUGAUGCUUUUCUUGGUUUUAUUUCUUCAAUAGUUCGUUUAAUUAAAAGUAUUAUUGCUGGUAUUGCUUAUAUGUGUCGUUUAGAUUAUUCUCCAUUAGGUCGUAAAUUGGAAACAUUGGAUGGUGGUUUUAGUGCUUAUUGUGGUUUUAUACAUACUGAAUGUGCUCAUCGACAUCCAGUUAUGUUAGUUGUUGUUUCACUUCUUUAUACUCAAAGUAAAAUGAAUGAAUUGAAAAUGAAUAUGAUAAAUUCUCAUGAUUUAACAGCCGAUGAAAAAUAUGAAAUAAAACCAAAAUCUCAAUCAAGAUAUGUACGUAAAUGGAAAUUAGCUGUUUUUCUUACACAAAAUCCAACAUUUGUUUUUUUUCGCAAAGCAUUUCUUAAUCAAUUACAUAUUGAAGAAAUUCGUUUUGUUAAUGAUGUUGAUAAUGAUGAUAAAAGUAAUAUACAACGAAGGUUAUCUGUUUAUACACGUCGAAUGUCUGCUGCUCGGUCAAUUAAAAUUAAUAAUACAUUAUUAUUAAAUAAAAAUCAUUUUACAAUGACUACGCAACGACUCUUGUCAAAGAUUAGAAUUUAUAAUAAUAAUUAUCGUUUAUUUUCAUUUUCUUCAAAAAUUAAUAAUAUUGAUAUUGUUGCACCAAAAUUUCAAAUUGAUCUACCAGGAAUAGAAAAUUAUGGUUUUGAAGGUGAGUCAUCAUUUAUGAUAUGUUCACAUGGAGCUGUUGCAUCAGAUUCAGAAGAAGCAUCUAAAGUUGGAAGACGUAUUUUAAAUUUGGGUGGUUCUGCAGUUGAUGCAGCUAUAGCUGUACUUCUUUGUGUUGGUGUACAUAAUUGUCAUUCAACUGGUAUUGGUGGUGGAUUUCUUAUGAAUAUUUAUGAUGUUUCAAAAAAAGAAUGUGUAGCUAUUGAUGCACGUGAAGCAGCACCAUCGAGAGCUCAUCAAAGAAUGUUUGUUGAUGGAAAUCCGCCACCAUCAUCAGUAUCAGGUGGUUUAUCAAUUGGUAUUCCAGGUGAAAUAGCUGGUUAUUGGAGUGCUCAUAAACAAUAUGGCAAAUUACCAUGGUCAGCUUUGUUUAAACCAGCUAUUGAUAUGUGUAAUGAAGGUUUUACUAUACAAAAAGCUCUUGCUUUUAGUAUUCUAAAAAAUAAAAAUAAAUUAUGGAAACAUAGACCAUUCAGACGAGUCUUUUUCAAAGGUGAUUCUGAUGAAGUAUAUGGAUUACAUGAUACUAUUUAUCGACCACGUCUUGGUGAAACUCUUUCAAUAAUUGCUGAAAAAGGACCAAGUGCAUUUUAUGAAGGUGAACUAUCAGCUGGUAUUUGUGAAGAAAUUCAAUCACAUGGUGGAAUAAUUACUGAACAAGAUUUGGCAACUUAUCAUGCUCGAGUGAAACCAUCUCUUAAGGUUAAAAUAAAAAAUAAUUAUACAGCUUAUGGUGUGCCACCACCAGCUAGUUCUGCAAUAACUUUACUUAUUCUUAAAGUAAUGGAUGGUUAUAGUCUAACUCCACAAUCAUUAGAUACUGAUGAAAAACAAGUAAAUUUUUAUCAUAUUCUUAAUGAAGUAUUUAAAUUUGCAUACGGUAAACGAUCAGCAUUAGGUGAUGAAUAUGAUUCACAAACGGAUAAAAAUCAAGAAAUUGAACAAUUACUUCAUUUAAUUCUAUCGUCUCAUUAUGCUGAAGAAAUUCGUCAACGAGUUAAUGAAAAAAAAACUCAACCACUUCAAUAUUAUGAACCAAUGUUUGAACCUCAAACAGAUUAUGGAACUAGUCAUUGUUCUAUUAUUGAUGCUGAAGGAAAUGCUGUUGCUGCCACGAGUACAAUAAAUACUGCUUUUGGAGCCUUUGUUUAUGGACAUAAUACUGGUAUCAUCUAUAAUAAUCAAAUGGAUGAUUUUUCAAAGCCUGGUUCACCUAAUUUUUAUGGUUAUGCACCAAGUCCAGCAAAUUUUAUCAAACCUUUUAAACGUCCGAUGACAUCAAUAAGUCCAAUUCUUGUUACUGAUCCAAAUGGUAAAGUUAUUUUUACAGCUGGUGGUUCUGGUGGUAGUCGAAUUAUUUCUUCUGUUGCUCAAGUAGCUAUUUAUAAUCUAUGGCUUGGUAAAAGUAUUCGUGAUGCUGUUGAUAUGCCUCGAUUACAUCAACAACUUAUACCAAUGGAACUUGAAUUAGAAAAACGUUUUCCUGUUAAUGUUGUUCAUGGUCUUCUAGCAAAAGGUCAUACAAUAUCAGGUUUUCGUGGUGGAUGUGUUGUUCAAGCAAUUGAACGUCGUCAUUCGAAUGAAUUAUGGGCUGUAUGUGAUGCUCGAAAAGGUGGUGUACCUGAUGGUCUUGGUUAUACGAAUAUAACAAAAAGUUUUCAAAAUUGGUUUCGUCGAACAUUUAAACGAAGUAAAGAACAAAAAUUACUCGAACAAGCAAUUGAAAAAGGACGAUUAUUAACACCAAAAUGA